UGCAUUAAUACAUACAAAUAAUUAAAAAAAAAUCAUAUAUAAUAUAUUUUGCAAACAGAUAUUUAUCUUAAAAACCGGACUGCAAUGGAGGUCAAAACAAUUUUUAGAAUUGCAGAAUUUAUAAUUUGUGUCGUACUCUUCAUACUAUGGUAUGCCUUAGGUGAAUUUGCAGCACGUGCAAUAAUAGUGAUGCUCAUUUGUGGCACAAUAUUUGGCCUCACCAUAAUUACAGCGGUAAUGGUGGCACAUGAAUUUGCUGAAUUUAAUGAAGUCAUCGUCUAUUUAAUUUUGGGCGCAAUACUCUUUCUCAUCUGUGGUGGACUGACUGUUGGCAUCUUACCCGCUGAUGAAGAUGGUCGGCUGGCACACUUUAUUGCUGCAGCGUUAUUCCUCGCUAAUGGUAUUAUAUUCCUAAUUGAUUUUAUUAUGGCAUUGAAAAAAUAAUUUGUGAGCAAUGUUUUUUUAUUACAACAAAAAUGUAUACAUAUUUGAAUUAUAUACUUACUUUGUUUACACCGAG
Ceratitis capitata (Mediterranean fruit fly) is the source of this 520-nucleotide messenger RNA. RefSeq lists its product as uncharacterized. The coding region runs from base 85 to 444 and encodes 119 amino acids. NCBI's taxonomy places the organism in Eukaryota, Metazoa, Arthropoda, Insecta, Diptera, Tephritidae. The transcript is spliced from 3 exons. The record is from RefSeq and is a predicted model, not a curated record.